This is a messenger RNA of Mya arenaria, 753 nucleotides long. RefSeq lists its product as uncharacterized. Lineage: Eukaryota; Metazoa; Mollusca; Bivalvia; Myida; Myidae. The transcript is spliced from 2 exons. Bases 1 to 753 code for a protein of 250 amino acids. The record is from RefSeq and is a predicted model, not a curated record.
AUGUCUGUUGUCUCCCCUCCCAUCGCCAUUGUUUACCCUCCUGUGUCUUUUGCCUUCCCUCCCGUCGCCGUUGUUAACACUCCCGUGUCUAUUGCCUCCCCUCCCAUCACUGUUGUUAACACUCUCGUGUCUAUUGUCUCCCCUCUCAUCGCCAUUGUUUAUCCUUCUGUGUCUCUUGCCUUCCCUCCCGUCACCGUUGUUAACACUGCCGUGUCUAUUGUCUUCCGUCCCAUCGCCGUUGAUAAUACUCCCGUGUCUAUUGCCUCCCCUCCCAUCACUGUUGUUAACACUCCCGUGUCUAUUGUCUCCCCUCCCAUCGCCAUUGUUUACCCACCCGUGUCUAUUGUCUUCCCUCCCAUCACCGUUGUUAACACUCCCGUGUCUAUUGCCUCCCCUCUUAACACCGUUGUUAACACUCCCGUGUCUAUUGCCUCCCCUCCCAUCGCUAUUGUUUACCAUCCUGUGUCUAUUGCCUCCCCUCCCAUCACCGUUGUUAACACUCCCGUGUCUAUUGCCUCCCCUCUUAACAUCGUUGUUAACACUCCCGUGUCUAUUGCCUCCCCUCCCAUCGCCGUUGUUAACACUCCCGUGUCUAUUGCCUCCCCUCCCAUCGCCGUUGUUAACACUCCCGUGUCUAUUGCCUCUCCUCCCAUCGCCGUUGUUAACACUCCCGUGUCUAUUGCCUCCCCUCCCAUCGCCGUUGUUAACACUCCCGUGUCUAUUGCCUCCCCUCCCGUCCCAUCGCCAAUUUAG